This is a messenger RNA of Striga asiatica, 369 nucleotides long. Lineage: Eukaryota; Viridiplantae; Streptophyta; Magnoliopsida; Lamiales; Orobanchaceae. The record is from the annotation of a GenBank genome assembly.
AUGGAUGAACUGGGACCGGAUAAGAGGGAGGUAGGUGAAGGGAGGUCAGGCGGCUCACCGCCAGAGGCGGCGGCGGUGGUGGCCCGCCGGCAAACAGCUAUGAAUCAGAAGUUUGGACUGAGAAAUGGUUUUGGUUAUAAAUACACUUGCAAUGAGGCCUUCUGUGGACACACCAUCCAAGAAAACAUAUUCACCUUUCCAUUGCCAAAAGAUAAGAGUGUGCGAGAAGGAUUUGCAAAUAAAUGGAAUUCAUCUGCGGAGGAAUUAUUUUGUGUAAUAAUCCAAGGAUUCGUUCAGACAAAGGGCAUGACAAAAGAGUCUGAUAUCUUGGACGCCUUCGAAAAUAUUCGCCAAGCAUGUCUGACAUAA